Molecule: messenger RNA, 1374 nt
Organism: Cryptomeria japonica (Japanese cedar)
Lineage: Eukaryota; Viridiplantae; Streptophyta; Pinopsida; Cupressales; Cupressaceae
Product: transcription factor MYB23
Exons: 4
Coding region: 267-1013 (248 amino acids)
Source: RefSeq, a predicted model, not a curated record
GCAGAAGUAAAGGCUGGGAUAUCUGACAAAAUUAUAGCUUGAUUCUCUUGGAAAUCUCUUUUCUUAACCUUGUUAUCCUAUGUUUCAAUUGUCUUUAACCGACUGUCUGUUUGUUUAGAUUGGAGAGGCAUUUGUGAAAGAUCUUUAGUCCAACUGGAUUGAUGCGAAUGAACUCAGUAUUGAUCUUAAGUCUAGUUUAACAUUGACCCACUAUUCAUUACAGAUUUAAUCUUUCAGAGUGUUUACAGUGAAAGUUAAUAGAAGACAUGACUCGAGCUCCCUUGGGUGGAGUACUUAAUCGAGGCCCCUGGACUGCUGAGGAGGAUCUGCUCUUGAAAAAGUAUAUUGAGACUAAUGGCAUACAACGCUGGAGCACUCUUCCUCAAAAAGCUGGCUUGAUGCGGUGUGGAAAGAGUUGCAGAUUGCGUUGGAUGAAUCAUCUGCGCCCAAAUGUUAAGCGAGGCCAUAUCUCUCCAGAUGAAGAGGAUCUCAUCAUUAGGCUUCAUAAUCUGUUGGGAAACCGAUGGUCGUUGAUUGCAGGGAGAGUGCCAGGUAGGACAGAUAAUGAUGUAAAGAACUACUGGAACACUCAUUUGAGCAAAAAGUUAGCCUGUAAAUCCUUUUCACGGGGUAAGACAGUGACACCGGCUGUUAAGAGCCAGCCAUUAAUCUGUGGGAAUAAUCAGAAAGAUUCUGCAGCUUUACCUGUGGAGUUUAAGAAAGAAUACCCAGAUUCUCAAUUAUCAGAUAACAAUAUGAAAUACAAUGGGAUUGAGCUACAAGAUUCAAGUGUUUUAGAUGAUGGGUAUAAAUUUCACAGAACUGAAGAUCAGUUCUUUAGCACUACAGGAAGUAUAGUGCCGUGGAUUAUUGGGAUCAAUAUGGAAGAAGACAUUUUUCUACCCAUAACUCGGUUUGAACAAAGUAUUGGCUCCACAGAUUUGUUUUCAGAUUCAUUUAUUUCAUCUUGGACUUGCUCUGACAACCUCUAUUGGGAGAAUGGUUUUGCCUGACAGAUGUACAGAUACUGUGAAUUAGUUUGGGGUGUCUAACAUUGUCGGUUAUUUGAAUUCAUUGACUUUUCAAAUCUAUCAGCACAGUUCAACAAAUUUGUUUAUAGUAAGUUCAUCGUUGUUGUUGUUGUUGUGAUAACUGUUCGCCACGUUUAAGUGGUUUGGAAGACCUUCAAAAAGGCUAUAAUUUCUCCUGGUAAUUUCAGAUUGUAUGUUAAUAGAUUCAGUGAUAUAAUAUUCACUUUUUCUGCAUGUAGGGAGUAAGAACAGGCAAGGGAAAAAUCAAUUUGGGUGAGUUCAAGCCAUUUCUUGAAAACCAUCUAUUUGUUGUAAUAGUAUUUCAAGCAGUCCAAUAUUAACU